Molecule: messenger RNA, 596 nt
Organism: Branchiostoma belcheri (Belcher's lancelet)
Lineage: Eukaryota; Metazoa; Chordata; Leptocardii; Amphioxiformes; Branchiostomatidae
Product: histone H3.3-like
Exons: 1
Coding region: 16-441 (141 amino acids)
Cellular component (GO): nucleosome
Molecular function (GO): DNA binding; protein heterodimerization activity; structural constituent of chromatin
Source: RefSeq, a predicted model, not a curated record
GUGCGGCAUAGUUUCAUGAGAAAGAAGCCUGAUUAUAAAUGGCUUGACGUGCCCCGCAGUGUUUUUAUAGAAAAAAGAAGCCGUAAGCAGCUGGCCACGAAGGCUGCCCGCAAGAGCGCGCCGGCUACUGGCGGGGUGAAGAAGCCUCACCGCUACAGGCCCGGCACCGUGGCCCUGAGAGAGAUCCGCCGGUACCAGAAGUCGACGGAGUUGCUCAUCCGCAAGCUGCCCUUCCAGCGCCUGGUGCGAGAGAUCGCCCAAGACUUCAAGACCGACCUGCGCUUCCAGAGCUCGGCGGUCAUGGCCCUGCAGGAAGCCAGCGAGGCCUACCUGGUGGGUCUCUUCGAGGACACCAACCUGUGCGCCAUCCACGCCAAGCGUGUGACCAUCAUGCCCAAGGACAUUCAGCUCGCACGUCGCAUCCGUGGCGAGCGUGCGUAAGGAGGAUCCGAACAAGAUCGACAACCCCGGCCCUUUUCAGGGCCACUCACCUAUCCCAGAAAGAUCUAUAUCGUUCACGUUUCUUCAAACAACAGACAACACCAGAUAGAAAUAAAAAUACACCAUUGCACUUCUGCACUCACCAUCUCAUGCUU